AGUGGCCCGCAAGUCGCCGCGUCGCGCGCUCUCUUCUUCGAGCUGCUCUAUCCCAAACACUUCGCACCCGAUUAAUUUCCGAACGCACUUACGAUUUUCGCUACAUAAAAACAUUAACAACUUAUUAAUAUUGCGAAAAAUUAAAAUCGUUAAAACAAUAAUUUAUGAAAUCGUACUUGUAGUCAAGGAAUCAAAUUACAUAUUAUCAAACACGUGUUUAUAUAUAGUAAGCGCGAACACACUGUAUCGUCCGAUCCACGUUUUUCACGACGAGUGAAUAAAUUAGCGGCCGGAGAGUCUCGCGUGAAAUUUCACUUUUUGCCGGCGAAAACCAUCUCAACAUGUCUACGUCAGUUGCAAGAUAUGAACGAAAAUGGACCUUUAAUACGAGUACAUUACAAUGAGAUUGCAACAAGGGCGUGGAAGAACAAUAUACUCUCUAUCGAUAUCUAACUACAAACAUAAAAUUUCAUAACGGGGUAGAACGAUUCAGUGAAAUUCAAUUUGCACAUCAGUAGCAUGCCAAAACCGUAGCGUAAAUAAACAAAGGACUCGGUAGUGUAAGAUGUGUGCUACUGAUUAUCGGGUGCUUAGGAAAAUGGAUGUGCGGUAUUCCAUAUUUAAACUGUUACUUUUUCUAAUGUUGUUGGUUCGGUGUGGCGGGAAACAUAUAACAACAAACAGAAUGCCCAGAGUGAAUUACUUGAACGAAGACUUAGAAGAUGAAGUCCAGGACAGCAUAAGAAACACAAUUCAUACGGGCAUAUAUUCACACAAGCACCUGGAUACGUCGAAAGUACAAGUGACAGUUCCAGUCAAAGUGACACGAGAUGGCGAGCUCGUGUCACGCACAGUGGAACACGCACACGAGCACGGACACGCGCGGGCACGCCGUGACCUUCACCAACGGGAACACCGCCUGCCGCACUCACUACAUUACAACCUCACCGUCGAUGGCCGCGAACUGAGGCUGGACCUUAGGCCGUCGGUAACAUUCAUAACACCAGCGAUGAUAGUGGAGCGUCAUGGCGCGAGUGGACGCACGCGACAGAGGCCACAAGCUUCUUCAACCUCAUGCCAUUACACGGGUUCCGUCCGAGGUCAACCGGCAUCCAGUAUUGCUAUUUCCGCUUGUGAUGGAUUGGCGGGCCUUUUACGGACAGAGCACGGAGAAUACUGGAUCGAGCCUUCCAAUCAAGUUCCCACCGAUAAUUCUGCGGGGCGACCACACGUAAUAUUUAAGCGUUCCGCUGUAGAUAAAGUUAAGGCAUUUCAUCGAGCAAAGAGAGAGAUUGAUAGCAGAAGGAAUGUAAAUGUUUCUUACUAUAAUAAAAAAGAAAGCACUAUCAACAACAAACGAUACUCAAACUUGAAUAGAAAUCGCAGUAGCAAAGAGGCUAGGGAUCAACGCAGACGAGAAUAUUUAGAAGAAAGACGAAAACGACUUGAAGCAAUGCGCCUUAACCCGACUGAAUACAGAAGGCAUCAGGCAAGGUUACGAAUGGAGCAAAGACGAUUACAAUCGACUUCAAGGAGUAACUCGGUAGAAGCCAGUAACUCUUAUGAAUCCAGUUCAAAAAGUAAAAGUAGAGAAAAGGUGAUAGAAGGACUGAGAUUACGACGCAUUAGAAAUAGACGAAGAAGGCGUAAAAGAUCAAAGAACUGCGCUACAAAGCAACCUCCAUAUCAAUGGAAAACCAAGAAUUUUCAAGCACAUAACGAAAAACCUUUAAGUAAUUACAGAAAUAAUAAGAGCAGCCGUCGAAACAUGAAUUAUCAGCACAUACAUGACAGAAGCAUGAACAGCAUGAGACGGUCCACACGUUCAGUUAGCAGGCCACGUCACGUUGAAGUGCUGCUGGUUGCUGACAAAUCUAUGACCGACUUUCACGACCAGGGCAGCCUAGAAACGUAUCUCCUUACUAUUAUGAAUAUGGUUUCAUCGCUGUAUAUGGACCCCUCUAUCGGCAAUUAUAUCAAAGUCGUUGUAGUUAAGAUCAUACUAGUUGAGGAAAUGCACGCGGCACCAGAAUUAGAAGUAUCAACAAAUGCUGAUGCCACUCUUGUGUCUUUUUGUCGAUGGCAACAACAACUUAAUCCAGAUAAUGACGAUAAUCCUCAUCACCAUGACGUCGCCAUCUUAGUCACUAGGCAAGAUAUCUGCAGCCAACAUGACACCCCUUGUAGUACACUGGGCGUGGCGCAUGUGGCAGGCAUGUGCAAACCCGAUCGCAGCUGCUCAGUCAAUGAGGACAAUGGCAUCAUGCUCGCGCAUACCAUCACACACGAGCUUGGACACAACUUCGGUCUGUAUCAUGAUACGGAAAAAAUCGGCUGUCAUCGACGUGAGGGUUCAACAUUGCACAUAAUGACUCCAAUUUUCGAGGCUGACACAGUCCAGGUUGCUUGGUCACGAUGCAGCAAGCGUGACGUUACCAAUUUUCUUGACGCCGGUUUAGGCGAAUGUCUCAGCGAUAGACCUUCGCAACAAGAGUAUGUGUAUCCAGAAGUUCCAGCCGGUGUAACCUUCGAUGCGGCCACACAAUGUCAUCUGCAAUUCGGAGCUGAAGCUGUGGUGUGUGCUAAGCCGACGGAGCUGUGCGAACACCUUUGGUGCCUCGUGAAUAAUACUUGCAAAACUAUGCUACGACCGGCUGCGCCAGGCACAACCUGUGGUGUAAACAUGUGGUGCCAGAACCAGACAUGCGUGCCGCGCAGUCCGUCCCCGGAGCCGAGAGACGGCGGCUGGGGCGAGUGGAGCGAGUGGAGCGAGUGCUCGCGCACGUGCGGCGCCGGCGUCUCCACGCAGUCGCGCGAGUGCAACAAGCCCGAGCCGCUCAACAACGGCGCCUACUGCAUCGGCGACAGGAGUCGGUACAAAGUUUGCAACACAGAUCCGUGCCCUAUCAACGAGCCAACGUUCCGAGAGGUGCAGUGUUCUAAGUACAACAACAUGACCUACAACAAUGAUACCAUCACGGAGUGGAUACCUUACUUUGAUCAAGAUAAACCAUGUGAACUACAAUGCAUUCCUCGGAACCGAAACGAUGUGGAGAUGCUAGGUGGAUUUGUGGCUGACGGGACGCCGUGCAAGCAAAACCUGGGCGCCAGAGACAUGUGCAUAUCAGGUGUGUGCUAUAAGGUUGGUUGUGACUGGAUAGUGGAUUCUGAUUUGGAGGAAGACGCGUGCGGCGUAUGCGGCGGCAACGGAUCCGCGUGUAAGACUGUGCUCGGCAUCUACAAUAAAGAUACCACAAGGCAGUCUGGCUUUAGUGAGGUUGCAGUAAUUCCGGCCGGUUCGAGAAACGUUAAGAUUCAAGAGAAAGUCAGCCCCGGAAACUACAUUUCCAUACGGAGCGCUAAAUCAAGAAGAAUGUAUCUUACAGGAGCUCGAAACGCCACUGUGUCGGAGUACUUCGUGGCAGGAGCACCAGCGAUCUACGAGAGAGAUCGUGACUGGGAGAAAGUACGAAUUAGUGGACCUCUAGCCGAAGAUAUAAAAGUUUUUCAACGGAUCUUUGGUGGCAAGCAUCGCAACCCUGGCGUGACAUACCAAUACACGGUAGACCGGCAACAUUUGCGGCGACGAUUCUCCUACCGAAUGUCGGAAUGGUCGGCCUGCUCAGUGACCUGCGGAGACGGCUACAUGCGCCGCUACUACGAAUGCGUCGACGAACACAACCGCGUGGUGGAGCAGUCGCAAUGCUACCAGAUCGAGGCGCCGCGGCACGAGGCGCUGAUGCAGCAGUGCGGCGGCGCGCCGUGCGAGCCCGCGCCCGCGCCCGCACCCACGCACUGGUGGGUCGGCGCCUGGAACCCCUGCUCCACGCCGUGCCACAUGCCCGGCGAAGAAGCAACGAAACAACGCAGUGUUUAUUGUGUAAACAAAUUAACGAAUAAUGUUAUACAAGAUUCCGAAUGCGACAUGGCCAUAAAGCCUAUAAGCAUUAUUAAAUGUGCCGACGUUCCGGCGUGUUAAAACGAAUGAAGUAAAACAAUAUAAUGGAAAAUAAAAUUCAUCGGGAAGAUGAUCUAACUUCAUACGUAUUUAUGAGAACGAAAGAAUUUUCAAAAGUUCAAAUAAAUGAAAAUACAAUUGAAGUAAAUGUAACUGGAGAAGGUUACAAAAAUCGAUUGAAGAUAAAGCACAUUUGAUGUUGCUAACAAUAGACUAUCAGCAAUUACGAAGAACGAGAAUAAAGAAGAGGGAAGUGUUGAACGAAUAUCAAAAUUGAACAUUAUAUGUAAAGUGCAACGUUUGGACAUUUUAAGUGUGAACAAUGUAUUCGUGUGAGUGAUUUGGAAGCCGCCGACUUGUGUAUUUUUAUCUUGCAAUGAUAAUGUACGUAUUACCCAUCGAGUACUUAGACAUAUUCACUUACGCGUAAGUCCUCGAAUAAGACCCAGUGGUGACGUGCGAAUCUCGCAGGUACAUGAGAUAAAUGCUCUGCAAUUACCACUUACUGCCAUAUUAUAUAAGUGACUCUUAGUUUUAACAUAGUAUCCGAUUAGUUUUAAAAAAUAUUAAUAUUUUAAAAUUUGUAACUUCAGUAUUAAUAUGAUGUAUGUAUUCUUUUGAACUAUAUAAAAUAACGGGACGUGAGUCUUAGUAGAUACUAUUAAAAAAUUUGGACCAAAAAUAUAUUUAAUUCAAAUUCACGUUGCCAUAAUCACGAUUACUGCCAAUAUGACACUUGUAUUAUAAGUACAUUAUAAGCCUACCUUUAGAUAAUACUAAUAAAUUCUGCAGAAUUCAUAUUUUUAUACAAAUGAAUUGCUGUAGAUCACAAUAAAUGUCGUAAUUAUGUAAUAAGAUGUUUAUUGUGGCUGCGUAUAGGAAUAAGCAACUAGUCAGUGUUGAGCACCUGUUUUUCCGUUGACGUAGAUCGUCGCUUACAGUUGUUGGUGAAUACCGUUCAAACUAUAUACAUUUAUGUGGUAAAUUCAUAAUUUUAACAUUCUUAAUAUAUUUCAAUGUGUCGUCGUAAAACGUUUGCUUAUAAUAAAAAUUUACCUAAUACUUGAUUUUCGUUAAGACUAAUUUAUAUUGUAUAAAAAUAUUGAAUUUGUGAACGAACGCCUAAUGUAGAAAUACACGGAUAUUUAUUUAUAAUAUUAUUGUCUGUGUCCUCAUUACUUUUAACUGACAAAGCAUAAUUAUAGUACUAUUUUUAUUUAUCUGAUACCUAACUGAAAGUUUUAGGUACAAAUUGUAAAAAUAAUUCCUGAUGUUUCAGUUCUAAGAUACAUCGGUGAAUGUUUGUCGAUCGAUUGAUACACAAUUUUAAUUUCAGGAUCAAUCUAAAACUAACCUUUAGUUACGAUGUUAUAUUUCUUAAUUUUACUACCUUACAGUACAUUUAUCACUGUGACUUAUUAAUUACAAUUGUGUAUUUAAUUAAUGAUCGGAAUAAAAUCAUGCAUUUGUUUG
Parnassius mnemosyne (clouded apollo) is the source of this 5431-nucleotide messenger RNA. Lineage: Eukaryota; Metazoa; Arthropoda; Insecta; Lepidoptera; Papilionidae. The record is from the annotation of a GenBank genome assembly.